Messenger RNA from Branchiostoma belcheri (Belcher's lancelet), 1440 nucleotides. Its product is annotated as p53 and DNA damage-regulated protein 1-like. The record is from RefSeq and is a predicted model, not a curated record. The transcript has 5 exons. NCBI's taxonomy places the organism in Eukaryota, Metazoa, Chordata, Leptocardii, Amphioxiformes, Branchiostomatidae. Bases 91 to 501 code for a protein of 136 amino acids.
ACAAAAUGGCGGCAGCUAUGUGUCGAGCAUGUGUGUUUUGACCAGUUUUCCCUCUGUCUAGCGCUACAGGCUCGCUAACUCGUGGUUUUUAUGACAGUAGGUACGAUGGCCAGGGAUCCGAACUUUGUGCUGGGCUACCUGACACAGGUAGAGGAGAUAGCAGAAGAGAUUUUGACCGACAAACGACAGAUUGUGGAUUUAGACAAGAAAAGGAACGCAGCGAGAGAGGCGUUAAGAUGUCUGAAGAAAGAAGAACAGGCCGUCACAAAAGGUGGUAAGGCCUGGGUGUGCUUUGGAGACAUGUUUGUGAAGAUACCCAAAGAAACAGCAACAAACAUGCUGGAAACUGAUCAGAAGCAGCUGGACUCAGAAAUUGACAGAUUGAGAGACGGGCUGCAGCCAAAAGUGUCAAAACUCAGGGACAUGGAAAGCAAACCAGAGCUGAAGGGGUUUGGUCUACAGCCACUGUCAAAAGAAGAGGCAAACAUCUUCAAGCCUUGAGUUGGAAACUCACUCACAUUCACAAGCAAAUACAAACAUGGUUUUGUGUAAUAUUGAAAAACUUAUGAAGUAGGUUCAUAUGAUGCCACUGAAGUAGUCACACAAGUAAUGCUCGAAUGUAAAAUUGUUGAAGUAAAUUUAAAGAAGAUCUACUAUUAUCUAUUAUUGUGGAGACUUUGGGAUGCAAUUUAAGAGUGUCAGUGGAUCAUAUUAACAUUUACAUGUCUAAUGUGUUAAAUGAUGUCAGGAGUUAUAAUAUGUUGUAUAUCUAAGUUAAUGCCAAAGUGAAGCCAUGUGCUUUAGGUACUUUAUGUGCCAUGUGAGUAUGAUAUGGCAGACUGUCAAUCAUAAAAUGAUUGGCAGGGCAGUGACAUAAGAGUCAAUGUGGUGUAACCUAGUGUAGAUGCUAAAUAUCAUAUUUUAUAGUAAGUUUAUUUGUUUUGUGCAUGCACAGGCAGUUGAUGACAGCUGAAUAUAUGAAGAGUCAGCUGUGUAAUUUGUAGCUUCAUGUAUCCGUUUUUGUUUAACAAUUGUCCCAGAAGGUAUUGUUCAUGUAUAACAAUGCAAGGACUAUUGUUUUUUGUGCAAUGUAACAUUAGUUCAUCUCAAGAAGAUAUACCAAAUCAGGGCAAAUGCAUUCAUUGCCUGGGUUUGUGGAAUACUAGUAUGAGUCAGGCACAUCAUGUUGUAUGAAGUAGCAUUUUCAUUAAUUUGUCUUAGCAAUAGAUAAUCUUCUGAUGUACUCAUUUAUGAUGGUGAGAUACUGUUAAAAAUGUGGUUCAUUAUCAUUACAUAGAACCUUAGUACUAGUACAUUGUAUCUAAAUACAAGCCACCUUACCAUGCUGUACAGCACACACUGUUACCUCAAAUGUUUCUUUCAACAUUUGCCAUGUGGUUUUCAUAUUGGGACAGUUUACUUUGCAAAUCUCCCAAUAAA